Messenger RNA from Plasmodium gallinaceum, 5553 nucleotides. RefSeq names its product conserved Plasmodium protein, unknown function. The transcript has a single exon. The coding region runs from base 1 to 5553 and encodes 1850 amino acids. Lineage: Eukaryota; Apicomplexa; Aconoidasida; Haemosporida; Plasmodiidae. The record is from RefSeq and is a predicted model, not a curated record.
AUGAUCAAUUAUUUUUUAAAAAAAUAUGUUAUAAUAAUUAUUAUUUUCCAACUUUUUCUAAAAAAUAAAGAAGCCAUAAAGAUAAAAAGAUUUCAUGAUUAUUUGAAUUUUAUUAAACCUACUUUUUUCACGAAUAUUUCAAAAUAUAAAAUUAAAACAAACUUUAAUGUUUUAAGGAAAAAAGAUAAAUAUAAUUCUUUAAAGGUAAAUGGUUUAGUAGAAAGUGAACGGGAGUCAAAUGGAGAAGGUAAAGAAGAUACAUACGGAAAUGAAUCAUUAGAGGAAAAAAAUAUUAACAAAAUUAAUAGCAUCAAUGAAAUAAUAAAUAAUAAAGAUGAUAAUUUGAAGAAUGUAAGAAAUAACGAUGAAAAAAAGGAAUUUUUAGAUAAUAGAAUCAAUAACAAUAAUGAAUCUAUAGAUAAUAAACACAAUGUGUAUCUAAAUGGAGAAAUAUUAAAAGAAGAAGAAAUAAAUGAACAUAUGAGGUUUCAACAAUGGAGUGAUAGAUUCCUCUUAUCAAAUGAGGAAAAUUUCUUUUAUGAUAUUGAAAAUAAGUGUAUAAAUACUAAGUAUUAUGAUAAAAUAAAUCAAAUAAAUGAUAAAUUUUAUAAAAAAAAAUGCGUUUUAAAAGAUAGUUCAAUAAGCUUAAUACCUUUCCACAAUAAAGGAGAAAAUAAGAAUGUAUGUCGAUCUAUGACAAAGAAUAUAAAGGAGAAAUUGAGUUAUGAUCUAUUUGAAAAAAAAAAUAGUAAUAAUGAUAAUAUUAAUAAGGUAAAUAAUAAUUCUCAUAAUGACUCAACUAGUACACAAAAUUAUGUAGAUCAUAAAAGUAUUUCUGAUCAGAGUGAAGUAAUUUUAAAUGAAGAGGAGAUACGAAAAUUAUCACAUUUAGAUUUUACGAAAAGAACGAACAUAAUAAUUCCUUCCAGAUCUUUAUAUAAUUCAGUUUAUAUCGGUAAGGAAGCCUUUAGUGAUUUUAUAGAGAAAGGAUUAAAUUCUAUUAAAUUAAGUUUAAAUAAAUAUUUAAAUAACUAUUAUGAAUGUAACUUAAAAUAUAAUUUAGAUGAUAAAAUUUUUUUAAUGUAUAUAUUAAGAUACGCAAAAAAUUAUAUAUUAAAUAUAAUUUAUAAAACAUUUCAAGUAAAGCUGUUAAAUGAAGUAGAAAUUGAAAAUGAUUCAAAUAUUCUUCCAGAUAAAAAUAAACUAAUAAAUAAUGAAACGUAUUUAGAUUUAUCUUCAGAAUAUGAAGAAAUUAUAAAUAUUUUAAUUCAUUUUUUUGAAAAAAUAAAUGACUUGUUUAAAAUAAAUGAAAAAGAACUAAUCGAUUAUUUAGCAAAAAAAAGAGAAACAAUAAAUUAUUCUACUCCAUAUCAAUUUAAAAACAAUAAAGAAGCUGAGAGACACAUUAAUAAUAUGUGGAAUUUUUUUAAUUUUAAAAUAUUUAAUAACGAAUUACCAAAUUUUGAUUUUGUUGAUUUUUAUUGGAUAAAUAGUGAUGUAGAAAACUUAUUAAAAAUAAAAAAUAUGAAAACAUAUAAAAUUGUUAAUAAGGAAUUUAUUAAUUUACCUAGUAUUCUGAUUUUAUCAAAUUUGAAAGAUUCUCCAUUAUUAUUAAAUUACACCAUUUUAAAAAUGAUGUAUGAAUACAAAAAUUUAUUAAAGAAUGAUAUAUUACAAUUUAAAGAAGUAAAAAAUUACGGAAAAUUUAAAAAAUUUGAUGAGAUGAAACAAAAAAUUAUAAAAUUUGUUCAUGGGGUAUCAGGUUUAUUAGAGAAUAUUGAUUUUUACUUUUACACACCAUAUUUAGGAGAUCUAAAUUUAUCUAGUAAAGAAUCAUUAAUUUUUUUUUCCUAUUUAAAAAAUAUAAAUGGUGAUAACAACAGAUUAUUUUAUAAUUUGGAAUAUAAUAAUGAACUUUCUUUUAACAAUAGAAAUGAAAGAGAAAGUAGUAAUAAGACAAAUUAUUUUGGUAAAGAUGAAAAUGAUUCAAACAUAUUUAAGAAAGAAGAAUUAGAACAAGAGGAAAUAACAGAUGAAAAGAAUAAAAUAGAUACUACUAAAUUAGAAGAAUUAGAAGAAGAAGUGGAAGAAGAAGAUGAUUUAGUAUUUCUUCUUUUAAAAUCUAAGACUACUAAUGAUAUUAAUAAAGCUAUUCAUAUGGCCACUAAUGUUUAUAAAAAAAAAAAUAUAAAUAAUAUUUGGGGAAACUCAUAUAUAAAUUAUAAUAUGAAUGAAUCAAUUGAUAAUGAAAACGUAAAAGAAGGAAAAAAAAAAAUAUAUGAUUCAUCAAAAAAAGAAAACAAUUUUCAAUUACAGCGUUUUAGAAUACCUUUAAAUGAGUUUUCUUCUUCUCUUUUUUUAUGUGAUGUGAAUAAUUCAAUGAAAUAUUUAACACAAGGAAUAGAAAAAUUAAAAGAAUUGAAUGAAUUUGAUUUGACAUAUGUGCACAACGCUUUAACAUAUUCUUGCUUGAGAUUUCUUCAUGAUAGCGGGAAUGAAAAUGAAGAUGUGGAUAGUAUGUUGAAAAAAUUUCAAAAAAAUGAAAAAGUAGAAACAACUAAUAACAUAAUGACUUUACAGAUGAUGGUUGUUAUAGGAGAAUUAUUUAGAAACAUAAGAAAAAUGAGAAAUAAGGAAAAAUUUUUUUUUAAGAGAAUUUUGCAAACAGAUGUUAUAACUGACCUUUAUAAUAAUCAUAGUAUUUAUGAUGAGAAUAUGGAUAUUAAUAAUAUGGAUUAUGUUGUGAAAAAUUUGAAAAUUGAUUAUCCAUUAAAAAGUAAUAUAUUAUUGAAUGAAAAAAACAAGGAAGAAAUUGCAUAUUAUUUUUUAAAUUAUUAUACAAAAUAUUUAUUUCGAUUUGAUCUACCAAAUAACAUUGUCAUUAAAUUCACAAAUGAUAUAUCUGGAUUAAGUUUUUACGAUUAUAAUUAUGAUUAUAUAUCUAAUGAUUCUGUCAUAUAUAUAAAUAAUGAUAUAAGUAAUUCGUUGAUAUUAUCUCGAGUUUUGUUAGAUGAAUGUUUGAAUAUUUAUGAAAAAUAUACUACAUACAUUCAUAAGUAUGGUGGGAAUACUGAUAAUUCAACUAUUAAAGAAGCUAAAAGUAAAUUAAAAAAAGAGGGUGAAGAAGAAAAUAUUGGAAAAGAUAUGAUAAAAAAUGACACACUUAAUAAUAAUAAAUUAAAUAAUGAGAAAUAUGAAACUGAAGAGGAAAUUAGUGAAGAUUAUGAUGGCACAGAUGAUGAUUCUGUUAAUGCAGAAGAUUAUGAAGAAGAAAAUAUAAAUGAGGAAAAUGUUAGCUUAAAUAAUAUAAAAGAAAUAAAAAGUGAAAAAAGUGAUAAUUAUGAAAAAUGUGAAGAAAAAAUAGAGGAAAAGAAAAGUGAAGAAGUAAUAGAUGAUGAAAAUGUAGAUAUAUUUAAUUAUUUAAAAAUUAACCGAAUUAUGCAAUUUAUUAGGUUUAUAAUUGAGUAUAAUAAUUGGCCUAUUUUUUUGGAUGAUAUUAUAAAUUUAGAAAAUUAUUUAAAUUCUACAGAAAUUAAUCUCUUAAAAAAUCUUAAACAUUAUAAUAAUCUAAAUAAUUUUUAUCUAAAUUUAAAAAGUGUAAAUAUAAGUAAAAAUAGAAUUAUGCAAAUAAUUGAAAAUUCUAUAAAAAGAGAAAACUGUGAAAAUAUAUGGUUAGAAAAAAAAAUUCCUAUUAAGCAUAUUGCAUCAGCUUUAUUCACAAAUAAUUAUGUAAAUUUAUACAAAGUAUUUCAAAAAGGUAUAAAGGUUUUAAUUAAUCUAAAUAUGAAUGAAGUAAAUUUUAUUAUGAAUAAAUGCAAAUAUGCAGCUGAAAUCGUAUAUUAUAAGAGAUUAGAAGAAAUAAAGUCAUCAACUAACAAUUUAAUUUUUACCAUGUAUAAUGAAAAUUUAAGUUCAAUAGAAUAUUAUUUCGAUAAAUUAAAAGAGAAAAUUAUUUUAAUUAAACUAGUUAAAAAUCAAGAUGUUUUCCAAAUUCUUGCAAAUUUAAUAUCUGGUUUUCUGCCAAAUUCUACUAAAAAUCCAAAGGAAAUUGAUGUAAAAGAAGGUUUAAAAAAAGAAAAUAUCAAUAAACUUAUAUUUUUGUACGAUGAAGAAAAAAAAAGAUGUGGAACAGCAAAUGUAUUAAAUAGAAAAAAUGUUACAUAUAAUUUAUUUCACUUUUUUAAUAAAGAAAUAUUUGAUAAUAAAAUAAAUAAUAUAGAAAUAGAAUUUGUAAAAGAUGAUAAACUUUUAUCAAGUCAUAAAAAUUUCAUUAAUACCUUUGAAAAUUCAAAGAUAUUAAUAAAUGAUAAUGUUUUUUCAAUUAAUAUUUUGUCUAACGUAUUAUUAAAAGAAAUGGCAGAAAUUUUUUAUUUUUAUAAUGAAAAUGAAAUAGAAAAAGAAAACAAACUAUAUCUUAAUAACACUUUCAAGAGUUUAUAUUUGCCUUCUAUAUUUAAAUAUUCUAAGAGUUUUCAGAAUAUUGAAAACAAAGAAUUUUUUGAUUUUAAAGAAAAAAAUAUACAGAGUAACUCACAAAAAUAUAAAAAUAAUGAAAAUAUAGAUGAAGUUGAAUUAAAAGAAAAUGAAAUUAAUGAAGGUAAAAAUAAAAAGGAAGAGAAUAAAAAUUCUGCUUAUAUUAAUAAAAAUUUUCAGAAAGAACAUUUUGCUGCUGAAAAGGAUAAAUACGAUAUUGAAAAAUUAAUAGACAGAAUUGCGUAUUAUGAUCAUGAUGAAAUGUUUAAAGAAAUACUGGAAUUUAGAAAAUUUAAAUAUAAUGAUAAUAUUGAAAUUCAAAAAUGUCUUGAAGAAUAUUUAUUUACAUAUGAUAAAAUAAGUAUGAUAAAAUAUUGUUCUCCAGAUGCAAAUAAAGAUAAAAUUAAUAAAGAAAAUGAGAUUGAAAACAAAAGUUCAGAAAAAGAAUUAUGUUUUGAACCAAGUGAUAUUAAAAUGAUUUAUUUAAAUUAUAUGUAUAAAUAUAUUGAAUAUAUUAUAAAUAAAAAAGAAUUACCAAUUAAUUUUAAUUACAUAAAUGAUGAAUGGAUAAAUUGUUUAACAGAUUUAGAAAAUCAAAAAAUUUUAGAUUAUUCUACAAAAAAAUAUACAGGACAUUUAUAUGAUUUAUUAAUUAAUAGUAAUGCAUGUUCAUCUAAAAGAGCACUGGAUAUUUUAGAAGUGAGUUUACGUAAAAAUGAAAAUGAAGAUAUAAGAGAAACUACUGUUUCUAGUAGUGAUAUAAAUAAUUCUAUUAAAAACUUUAAUGAAUUUAUUUUAUGGAUUUCAAACAAUAAAAAAAAAACUUUUGAAAAAUUAAAUGAAGAAGAUGUAUUAAAUACUGAUACACCUGAUAAUAUAAAAAAAGAAAUAAAAGAUAUAGUUCAAGGAUAUAAUGCUAUAAAUGAAACAAAUACACUUAAAGAUAUAGAUCCCAAUAAUGUAACUAUUAGCGACUUAAAAGAUUUGGUUAAAAAACAUAACAUUUCGAAAGAUGAAGUACAGGCAGCUUUAAGUCAGUUAGAUAUUCCCAAUGAUUUUGAUAUUAAUUCAUUAUUUUAA